AUGCUGGCCCGAGAGAACAGAGAGGGCGCCAUAGAUUCAGCAUCGCCAUCACCGCAAAAGAAACCAAAAGCAGCAAGGAAAUCCGUCGCUGCUGUUAUUCUAGCGUCUGGGACAGCUGCAUCAGUUGGAUUAUCAUCAUUCUUUGGUGCAUUACGACAAAAGGAGCAGCCUAACGCCUCAUCAUCUGCUUCCAUAACCUCGUCACAAACUCGCACUUCGAGAUUCGGAACAUCCUCUUCCCGUCGUGACAGAAGAGCUCAAUCCCUAUACGUUCUCCCAGAUCACAGAGACGGACUAGCUGCAUCUAUAGAAUCUUCCCAACCCAGAAAGCCGCCAAGAAAUCGCUUCUCCUUUGACCUGGGCGCAUUAGGUCGACCUUCAACAAGUGCUACCAUAAGCAGUGAAGAAUCGACGACAUCAUCUCGUAAUAGUAAAGACGGUCAUCGUACUAGCAUACCGCUUGGAUUUAGGAAGCGAGCAACGACACUUGUUGGAGCUAAACCGCCGCUGGCACCCAAAGCAGGAUCUACCGUAUCGUUUGGACCAUCAACAGCUAUAAAUACUAGUAAUAGCCAUCAAGCACCAUCCUCAUCGUCUGGUGGUAGUAGCAGUGCCCAUUCACUUCCAUCCAGAUCAAACUCAAUUCACAACCGUUUAUCAGCUACCGGUGGAUUGCCUCGUCUACCAAUGUCAUCAACAACUAGAGAAACAGAUCCCACUAUAUUCGAACAGCCCCUGCUGACUGAAUUACGUGUCGGAUCGGCUCCAUCGGCUAUAAUACACAGUACACCCAUUCUAGAUGCUUUGAUGGCUGAUGAGGAUGACGAAACCUAUGUAUCGUCAUCGGUCAGAGCUAAAGCUAGGGAUCGACGAAUGAAGGAGUUAUCAAAACUGGAAGCGGAUUAUGCUGCCGAGUCAUGGGAUGAGGACUUUGAUAUAGAUGUUGAUGGUGGGCAAGUGUUGAAUGUUCCUACGUCAGUUACCAAUUCGCAGGAUACGUUGAGAAUAGAUAUUGCCAAUGUGCGGAAGUUUGCAUUGCAUAUUGAAGACCUCAAGUUCUUAUAUGCAGAGUCGAGACAAAUCAUUGACAAAGUGACGGAAGAGAACCGAGCAAAAGUACAAACCCUGACAGAAUCAUAUGCCAAGGACGUAGAACACGCAUUAUUCCUGAUAGAUUUGGCCGAGUCAGCCGAAGAGAGUGACGACUCAAUAACACCAACUGAUGCACAACGACGAGUCCUGUAUGAAAUAUUACAACUAGAUCCCUCAACAAUAAAACGACCAUCAACCACAAGUCGAAGUAGACGCCACCAUACACCAUCAUCCUCAUCGACCACUGCACUAGCGAAUCUGAAUGCUGCAUGGUCGGCAGCCGCUGCAAACAUGACCCCAACCACAACCUCAAAUAUUGGUGGUGGUGUAGCUCCUCUAGUAUUCAGCACCGCAACAACAACUCUACCAACUAUAAGUAACAGUAAUAGUGCCCAAUCCCUUACCGCACUGUCACAAGUAGCACCAUUGAUACCAUUCUCAGCAACACCCAAACCAGAAAGUCAACCGCCAUCUCCAGUGAUAGCUCGUGAACGAUCAAGGUCGUCGUCGGGGUGGUCUACACCUACAUCUGGAAGCAGGACACCGGCAAACAGGACGCCGGGAAACCAUACACCACCAGAAUUGUCGAUGAAUGAGCUUGCCAUGAUGCACUUUGGAGUAGAAUAUAUGCCUCAACUACUUAAAGCUCUUGGUAAUGUAAAGUCCCGUAUGACUGAGUAUUUAGGAGAGAUGAGAGAAGCUUCUUUAAUUAUAUAA
Molecule: messenger RNA, 1809 nt
Organism: Synchytrium microbalum
Lineage: Eukaryota; Fungi; Chytridiomycota; Chytridiomycetes; Synchytriales; Synchytriaceae
Exons: 3
Coding region: 1-1809 (602 amino acids)
Biological process (GO): regulation of mitotic cytokinesis
Molecular function (GO): GTPase activator activity
Source: RefSeq, a predicted model, not a curated record